Messenger RNA from Cygnus atratus (black swan), 4057 nucleotides. Its product is annotated as RCC1 and BTB domain-containing protein 2. Gene Ontology annotation, molecular function: protein binding. Bases 132 to 1787 code for a protein of 551 amino acids. The transcript has 13 exons. Lineage: Eukaryota; Metazoa; Chordata; Aves; Anseriformes; Anatidae. The record is from RefSeq and is a predicted model, not a curated record.
CCCUCCCCCUCCUGGCGGCUGAGGAGGCGCCUGAGAGCGGCUGCACCCUCCCCAGCCCCACUGCAGGGAGGAGGAGGAAGAGGAGGAGGAGCCGCCGCCUGCGGGGAAGGGGGACACAGGCACAAAUCCAUAUGGAGGAUGAAACUCUUCCUGCUCAAGAAGUCAGUGCCAAGGUCUUGGAGGCAACAUUGUUGUCAGCCCUGAAGAUGCUGGAUGUUGGGAAAUGGCCAAUUUUUUCUCUUUGUUCACAAGAAGAGCUCAAGUUAAUUCGUCAAGCUUGUGUGUUUGGCAGUGCUGGUAAUGAAGUGUUGUAUGCAACUGAAAAUGAUGAGGUUUUUGUGCUUGGCAUGAACUGCAGUGGGUGUUUGGGAACAGGAGACAUCCAAAGCACUAUUGAACCAAAGAGAUUAGAUUCUCUGUGUGGCAAAAAGAUUGCCUGUCUGAGUUAUGGAAGUGGUCCUCAUGUUGUUCUUGCUACAGAAGAAGGAGAAGUGUAUACAUGGGGUCAUAAUGCUUAUAGCCAGUUGGGCAAUGGUACAACAAAUCAUGGUUUGGUUCCCUGUCAAGUCUCCACUAACUUGGUGAACAAGAAAGUCGUUGAAGUUGCUUGUGGCUCUCAUCAUUCUAUGGUGUUAACAUCUGAUGGAGAGGUAUACACAUGGGGUUAUAAUAACUCAGGCCAGGUUGGGUCUGGCUCAACAGCUAAUCAACCAAUUCCUCGAAGAGUUACCAGCUGCCUACAAAAUAAAAUAGUAGUUAACAUAGCUUGUGGACAGAUGUGCUCCAUGGCUGUGGUGGAAAACGGAGAGGUCUAUGUCUGGGGUUACAAUGGUAAUGGGCAGCUUGGACUGGGCAGCAGUGGUAAUCAGCCAACGCCAUGCCGAAUUGCAGCCUUGCAAGGCAUUCGUGUACAGAGGGUUGCCUGUGGCUGUGCACAUACGUUAGUGCUAACAGAUGAAGGUCAGAUUUAUGCCUGGGGAGCCAAUUCAUAUGGCCAGUUAGGUACUGGGAAUAAAAGUAACCAGUCUUACCCUACAACAGUUAUUGUGGAUAAGGACAGAGUUAUAGAGAUCGCAGCCUGCCACUCUGCUCACACUUCGGCUGCCAAGACCCAGAGUGGCCAGGUGUACAUGUGGGGCCAGUGCCGUGGCCAGUCUGUGGUCCUUCCCCACCUCACUCACUUUGCCUGCACUGACGAUGUGUUUGCUUGCUUUGCUACCCCUGCCGUUAUGUGGCGUCUUCUGUCAGUAGAGCCUGACGACCAUCUAACAGUAGCCCAGUCACUGAAGAAGGAAUUUGACAACCCUGAAACUGCAGACCUAAAGUUUCUAGUGGAUGGAAAGUACAUCCACGUCCAUAAAGUUCUUCUCAAAAUUAGGUGUGAACAUUUUCGUUCCGUACUGAACAGUGAUGAUGAAAUUAUAGAAAUGAGUGAAUUUUCUUACCCUGUUUACCGAGCCUUCCUGGAAUACCUGUAUACAGACAGUAUUAGGCUCCCUCCUGAAGAUGCAAUAGGACUGCUAGAUUUGGCAACACUCUAUCGAGAAAACAGAUUGAAAAAGCUUUGCCAGCAAACAAUCAAACAAGGCAUUUGUGAAGAGAAUGCGAUUGCUCUUCUUUCUGCCGCUGUCAAAUAUGAAGCUCAGGACUUGGAAGAAUUUUGCUUCAGAUUUUGCAUAAAUCAUUUAACUGUUGUUACACAAACGCAAGGCUUUGCAGAAAUGGACCACGAUCUCCUGAAAAACUUCAUUAGCAAAGCAAGCAGAGUGGGAGCAUUCCGAAAUUGAGACCCGAGUACCACCAAGCUGAAGAGCACAUCCUCUUCCCUCCUGGAAAUACUUCUCCCUUGGAGAACUUACCCGUGGUCAGAACGUGCAGAGGUGUGGAAAGAAAGACUUGGUGUCCACCAGCUUAGGAAGUGUCUCGAAGUCUGCUCACGUACAGCUUUUGGAAAGAUGACUUCCAGCGUAGAUGUAUGGUGAGAGUUCAUUGCCAGCAGUCAGAAUUUGACAGCAGAAUCUAAUACAGUAACUUCCCUUUCCCACUUAAGCAAACUAAGCUGUCAUUAUCUCGCCUAUUUUGAGUAUUUGCUUUUCGGUUUUUUAAACAACCUGUAUCUGGAUUUUAUGAGGCAGUGACGUGUUUGCUGCUAAAACUUCUAUAGUGUACUUUUAUCACCAAACUAAGUUGAUAUGCCGUAGUGGGCUUCUUUGUGCCUGGUUUAUCAUCCAGUGAAGAUACAAACUUGUUUUUCUGAAUACGUGCUAUCAAUUUUGUUGCAAGGAGAGGCUUUCUGAUUGGUAGGAGGUUUUGUCUCGCUACAUGUUCAUUUGGAGUGUAAAUACUUAAACCAUGAAGAGCUUCAGCUAGAUAUCACAGGAUAUAGUUCCUGGCAGUUACGCCCAUUGUUCUAGACAAUGACAAAACUCUUUCUCUCCAUUACAGCAAGCAUGUUCCCUGGCACCCCAGUGGGGCAGUAAACAUUCAAUAGUAUCGGUCUGGACACGAAUUACUGUUUUCUGAGUGUUUCUGAGCACUCUGAAAAACAUCUGGUUGCUCGUUACUAAGAAAAAGAAACCCGAAUGAAAUCUCCAGGAAAGGGAAGUUCCACUUGAGGUUUGUUUGUUUAUUCUUGUCUUACUGCCUGUCCCCAGAUAGAUUAUUUUACGAAAAGUGGAGAAAGAAGAUAAUUUUAAAGCGAAAAAAAUCGGUCUUAUGAUUAAAUCAUGGAAGUGAGACUCAGGCCAUUUUCCUUCUGGCAAUAGGGCACCCUGUCCAAAUACGUUGCCGCAGGUUCUCCGUUGGUCCCUAAGGGGGACCACACCACGUGCAUUACAUGGCUACUUUAGGUGAGAGGAGAUGCCCUCCGGACGUGCCUCUCAUAUCACUGACCAUCAAGGGCGAUGGGAUGGCUCACCUGGAGUGGGUACUUGAUUUCUCACUGACUACAGUGAGCGAAGAUGAAAUCCCGCUUCGUGUUACGCAGAGGGGGGUUGCCCCUUUACGGAAGAUGCUGAGCUCAUGAAGCAGUUACUUCUAUUUUUUUUUUAACAGGCAACUGUAAAUUAACUCUGAGAAAUUAUUUAUCUUGAAAGACUGCGUGAAGUGGCUUUAAGGGCCUUUUGUGGGAUUUUACAAGUGCAGAAGGCAAGAAGCUGACUGUCUAGGCUCUGUGCACGGAUACGUCAUGCAGCCUUCACUCAGACCCUUGCUCUCACACAGAAUCCUUUGGUGACUUACCCUCAUCCUCACGUGUGGUUUCCAAGAACCACAUUUAAUUCCCUUAACUGAUCUCAGCUUCAUUUCGUCAUUUCUGAAGUGGAAAUAGCGGUCCUUCAUUAUGUCAGAUUAUUAUUUCUCAAGCAAUCAUAUUCCUUGAGGAGGAGGAAGAGGAGAAGCAAGUCUGAAGAGAAGAUGAGGAGAAGGAGCGAGUAGUUCCUCUUUUCACAUCAGGCUCUGCGGCUGUGAUUGGCUGGGUGAGGUGUGCAGCAAAAUUUACAUAGGAAGAGGGCUGGAAGCAAAUUAAUUUGGAAAAAUGCUCUGGUGAAAAGAAAUCACUUCUGUUUUCAAACCAUCACUAGAAAGAUACUGAAUUACCUACUGCUACCACGCUUUUUUUCCAUCCCCUGAUCAUACAGCUUUGUCCAGCAGCCUAACUCCAUCCUUCAGUAGCUGUGUCACUAUUUUAUAUUCAAACAGACCUGGUCAAAACUUUUCAGUACAUAAUGCAGUUUCAUCAAAACCACAACUUCCCUCGGGGGGGGGGGGAAGAUCUGUUUUGAUAAUUCUGCGUUGAAAGGCACUUGAUGCAGGCACGCAGAUAAAACAGUAUUCAGAAUGGGGGCACAAGUUUACUGCAAACCUCACGGGUUUUGGUUAAAACAUCUUUGCCCAGCAUUAAUGAUAUCAAGAACACAGAUAUAAGGCAAUGCUACAUGAGCCGAGACCGGGGAAGUCCAAACCUUUUGGGUGAGCCAGGAAUGGAUGGGGGUGAAGCCUUUGUCCCCUUCACCCCUGGGCCCGAGACCAGCCUGGGUAGUUAUGAAAUGAUAAGUUC